GCAUAUAUUAGGCAACUCAAUCUUUCAUUGUGUAGGAAUGAACUAGUAGGAAAUGAGCUGCACGGAGGCAGGAGACGAAAUCCGUCAUUGCGCGUUUAAACGCGAUAUAUAUUUACAAAUUCAUCCCUCAUUAUAGAGGAGCGCUGUCGCUAACCGGAACGGGACACAACACCUAGCGGAACCGUGUUUAUAUCCGUUUAGCGUUCGUUUUUACUCUGAAAAUUGCCAGUGAGGAUCGGGAUGGAUCGCGUGUCUAGAGACUGUGUGGAAACGGAGAGAGAUCCGCGGCUGCCCAGAGUUGAUGGAGUUUCUGUGAACAAAUGAAGGACGACCCGAUUGAAAUUUUAUUCUUUUAUUCUUCAGCGAAAUAAAGUGCAUGAUGUUUGACUGUAUGGAUGUGUUAUCGGGACACAUGCUGGAGUUUUACUCGUCCAGUUCCUCGUCAUGUAUGUUACAGGAGAAAGCGCUCAAAGCGUGCUUCAGCUGGCAACACCGACGCACCAAACACUCAAUCGAGACCCAGAGUACGAGCUCAGAGGAGAUUGUCCCGAGCCCACCGUCUCCGCCUCCUCCUCCCCGCGUCUACAAGCCCUGCUUUGUGUGUCAGGACAAAUCUUCAGGGUACCACUAUGGCGUCAGUGCCUGUGAGGGCUGCAAGGGCUUCUUCAGGCGGAGUAUCCAGAAGAACAUGGUCUACACGUGCCACAGAGAGAAGAACUGCAUCAUCAACAAAGUCACCCGCAACCGCUGUCAAUACUGCCGGCUGCAGAAGUGCCUGGAAGUGGGGAUGUCCAAAGAAUCUGUGCGGAAUGACCGGAACAAGAGGAAGAAGGAAGAGAAGAAGCAGGAGUGUUCGGAGAGUUAUGUCUUAAGUCCUGAUACGGAGCAGAUGAUCGAGCGGGUAAGGAAGGCCCAUCAGGACACCUUCCCCUCCCUGUGUCAGCUGGGCAAAUACACCACGAACAACAGUGCAGACCACAGGGUCGCUCUGGACGUUGACCUGUGGGACAAGUUCAGUGAACUCUCCACCAAAUGCAUCAUUAAAACGGUGGAGUUCGCCAAGCAGCUGCCCGGCUUCACCACGCUCACUAUCGCAGAUCAGAUCACCCUGUUAAAGGCCGCCUGUCUCGACAUCCUGAUUCUGCGGAUAUGUACGCGCUACACACCGGAUCAGGACACCAUGACGUUUUCAGACGGUCUGACACUGAACCGCACGCAGAUGCACAACGCUGGCUUCGGUCCACUGACGGAUCUGGUUUUCGCUUUCGCCAACCAGCUCCUGCCUCUGGAGAUGGACGAUGCAGAGACGGGGCUGCUCAGCGCCAUCUGUCUGCUGUGUGGAGAUCGGCAGGAUCUGGAGCAGUCGGAUAAGGUAGACGUGCUUCAGGAGCCGCUGCUGGAGGCUCUCAAGAUCUACGUGAGGAAGAGGAGGCCUCAUAAACCACACAUGUUCCCCAAAAUGCUGAUGAAGAUCACAGACCUGAGGAGCAUCAGCGCUAAAGGAGCCGAGCGAGUAAUAACGCUGAAAAUGGAGAUCCCCGGCUCCAUGCCUCCUCAUUCAGGAGAUGCUGGAGAAUUCAGAGGGUCUGGAGGGUGGCGGCGGGGCGAGGGGAGGGGGAGGAGGAGGAGGAGGAGCACCACCAGGAAGCUGCAGCCCCAGUUUGUCUCCCAGUUCGGCACACAGCAGCCCCUCGGCUCACUCCCCCUGAGUGUCAUCUCCAGACAGGGAGCGAAACGAAACUGGUUCCAAACCAGAAAUAAGCCUCAGCCGACCAGCGCCAGAAACCAGAUUUCCGGUAGACUUUGACCCGGGCUGACCGGACCCGAACACUUAAUCUGGCCGGCUUUCAUUAGCUGAAGACCAAUCGAGUCACACACAGGUCGAGCCUGCUCAAAACUCACGCUGUCAUUAAAACCAUUCAGUGACUACCAGAGCCCUGCAGCUUUUCAUGUGACGGUGGUCUCCGAAGACGGCAGAACAAACGUCCCGUGUGUGCAGAAGCGGCUCUAUACCGCGUCUUCCCAGCUCUGCUCCCAUCACACAAACUGUGAAGGCCCAGACAAGCUCUCCCUCUCGUCUGAGGGACGCUUUCUCUUGAGCCUGUGACUUUUAUUUUAUAAAUUUCAAUCCCUUAAAAGCAAGCUAAAGGACAUUAGGACGUCAAAUGUCCGCAAGUCAGGGACAUUUUGAACUUUCCAGCUGUUUUGGUUCUGUUUCUUUGUUUUCUUACAAAAAGAUAUAUGAAUAUAUGAAAUCUAUAUUGACAGAAAAAUGAGAUUUGAAUUUUGUGUCUUAGGUGGAAUGCAGAACAGUUCUUAUCUUUUCUCUCUCACUUUUCUCUCAAGAGUUAAACACGGUUAUGGUCGACCCACUGUUCCGCUCACUCCCAGACAGUCCCGUUCACGUCACGCACAAGGGCACGUCACGCUAGCACUGAAAAUCAUGCGAUGGGCUUGAAACGCAAUUUCGUCCAGUGAGGAAGUGAUUUGGAGACGUAUUCAGAAUGAUCAACUUGGCAGAUUGAUGCAAAGAAAUGAAGGAUCUCAUGUAAACAAGCAGGUUGUGAUUCAUGGUGAUGUGUAUGAGAUCUCGGAGCGGGAAAUGCCUUUGUGUAGCUUUUUAAUAUUGUUUCUUAAUUUGCUCUUCAUUUUUGUAUUUGUCGGAGAUCCCCCACACACAAAGUAUUAGCAGAUUUUAAAAUAAAAAGAGGUUUCCAAACCUAAUGUGUCAAAAAUAA
This is a messenger RNA of Puntigrus tetrazona (Sumatra barb), 2738 nucleotides long. RefSeq names its product retinoic acid receptor alpha-A-like. Gene Ontology annotation, biological process: cellular response to corticotropin-releasing hormone stimulus; regulation of transcription by RNA polymerase II; retinoic acid receptor signaling pathway. Gene Ontology annotation, cellular component: transcription regulator complex; nucleus. Gene Ontology annotation, molecular function: nuclear receptor activity; zinc ion binding; nuclear glucocorticoid receptor binding. The record is from RefSeq and is a predicted model, not a curated record. Lineage: Eukaryota; Metazoa; Chordata; Actinopteri; Cypriniformes; Cyprinidae.